UUCGAUGUACACUCCGAGUCAAUGUAAAAUCUUAUUUUUUUAUUAGUCUAAACACAAAAUCUAAAAUGGAAGAUUCAAAAAUGACUAGGCUCUUGAAACUAGCACAAAAAUUUAAUUGUUUUUACCUGUCAGGUUUGGUCAAAGGUGAAUGUCGACCGUUCGUUGUCGAUGGCCAACAAGUGGGACUCAUCCGACCGGAUGUAUUAAAACAGUUGUACAAUUAUCCAGACGUAUUUCGGAUUGACAAAAAUGAAAUGAGAGACAUUGUUGAAUUGAAUCCGGCUUUUCGGGACUAUGCCGAACGAUCGGAAAACGUCGACAAAGUUCUCAGGCAAUUUAAAAAGGAUGCAACGUUUGUUACGUUGAAAGGGUGGCGAGAAGAGUGUUACGAUGUCAAAGCGGGACACAAUAGCCUCUUCAAAAUGGAUCGAUCGGCUACGUGUCUGUUCGGCAUUCGAAACUACGGAGUUGACAUAAACGGUUUCGUUCGUCAUCCAACGAAAGGAUUGUGCAUUUGGUUGCAGCAACGAUCCGACACGAAGCAAACAUGGCCUGGCAAGUGGGACAAUAUGGUGGGCGGCGGUUUAUCGGUUGGUUUCGGUAUUAUGGAAACGGCCGUCAAAGAAGCCGCCGAAGAGGCUUCGAUUCCCGAAAAUUUAGUGAAAAAUCUGGUGUCGGCCGGUUGUGUGUCGUUUCUGUUUGAAAGUGAACGGGGCAUCUUUCCGAACACCGAAUUUGUAUUCGAUUUAGAAUUGCCGCCCGAUUUUGUGCCUACGAAUGCCGAUGGCGAAGUGCAAGCAUUCGAAUUGUUACCGGCUAAUCAAUGUUUGGAGAAGGUAUUUUCGGCUGACUUCAAAACCACCAGCUGUCCGGUGGUUAUAGAUUUUUUGAUACGACAUGGCGUUAUAACUGCUGAAAAUGAAUCGAAUUUCACACAAAUCGUGGAAUUGUUACAUGUUCCUUUGCAAUCACUGUAUUCCUAUCGGACGAAAAUCGAUUGCAGAAAUGUGGAGAAUGGACAUCGCACAGCUUAAAUUAUGAUCUAAUAAGACAACAGAAAUAAUAACUUUAAUACAAACAAAACAAAAAUUUUGAAUUAAUAAGCAACAGCUGAAUAAUAAUUAAAUAAAAGCAAAAAAACAGAAAAAUAAAAUUUACAAAAUUUAAAUUGACUUAAAGAAGAUGAAAUGA
Messenger RNA from Bradysia coprophila, 1191 nucleotides. RefSeq lists its product as uncharacterized. The record is from RefSeq and is a predicted model, not a curated record. Gene Ontology annotation, molecular function: 8-oxo-dGDP phosphatase activity. NCBI's taxonomy places the organism in Eukaryota, Metazoa, Arthropoda, Insecta, Diptera, Sciaridae.